AUGAGCAGCGACAGCGAGCUACAAAGGCUUGCAAACCAACAUGUCGUGCUCAAGAGCGGCAUGGGCACUCUAGCUCUUGCUCCGGUCGACUUCACCAGUCCCAAUCUCCGUAUCCUCGACUCAGGAACUGCCGACGGCUUGUGGCUUCGUGAGCUCGAUGAAUCGGUCGGUGGAUCGCAUACCUACGUCGGGACCGACAUCGUUCCGGAAUUCUUCCCCAAGCACCCACCGCAAAGGCACUCCUUUCAUGUGCAAUCCAUAACCCAAGAUUGGCCGGAUAGCUGGGCAUCGACAUUCGACUAUGUUCACCAGCGGCUGGUCCUGGUAGGAGCUGGGCAAAGCCCGCUCAGUGAAUGCAUCGGCAGACUAGCCAAGCUUGCAAAACCGGGCGGAUGGGUUGAGCUCGUCGAAUACGACUUCACCGAAGAGUUGGAAAAUGGCCCGGCGAUCCGUCGGCUGGACCUCAUGAUGCAGAAGAUUUUGGACAAGGUAGGCGUUGGAAUUGACUUCAGCACACGAAUGAAGGGCUACUUGAGCGAUGCUAGCCUGGUAGAUAUGCAAGAGAAAGUUUUCUAUGUCCCGUACGGAGCAGCGUGUUUAGAUGCAGAUGUAGCGAAGAAGGGUGUGGAGCAUUUGGUUACGGCUUCCAUCGGCUUGCAGGGCUACCUUAACGGUAUGGGAUGUGGCAUAUCGGUUUCGAAGCAGUUGAUGGAUUGCUGA
This is a messenger RNA of Trematosphaeria pertusa, 720 nucleotides long. RefSeq lists its product as uncharacterized. Bases 1 to 720 code for a protein of 239 amino acids. The record is from RefSeq and is a predicted model, not a curated record. Lineage: Eukaryota; Fungi; Ascomycota; Dothideomycetes; Pleosporales; Trematosphaeriaceae. The transcript is spliced from 2 exons.